ACGAUAAGGAAGCAGGACCCCGACAGGUUUCAUGUUCAGAAAGACAUUCAAAACGUUGUAGCGAAGAUUAGAGCCGAACAAAGACAAGGAUUGACUCCCAUGCAGUCACUAGAAAAUGUGCUGAUGAACAACGACUUUAUUUACGAGACACGGGAAGAACCCGGAACAGAGAUCGUAACAGAGAUCUUCUUUCUUCAUCAGGACUCGAGAGUCAUGUGGCGUGCAUUCCCCCACGUCAUGAUGAUCGAUGCAACGUACAAGACAAACAUAUACAAUAUGCCCUUUAUCCAGAUUGUUGGUAUGACGCCUACCAACAAAUCGUUUAUUAUCGCGCAUGCCGUUGUUAGUAAAGAACGGGGUGAUAACUUUGUGUGGGUGCUUGAGAGGGUUAAGGCAAUGUUGGAUGAAUGUAUGGAGCCACGUGUGAUUUUAACGGAUAGAGACCUAGCCCUUAUGGGCGCGUGUGCUAAAGUAUUUUCAGACGCCUCUAGGCUUCUUUGCAGGUGGCACAUACAACAGAAUGUUAUGAAGCACUGCAAGGGUGCCUUCACAGACGACGACUGGAAGAAAUUUAUGUCAUUCUGGGGGACAUUGAUUGAGUCUCCAUCCAUACCCAUCUACGACUACCACUUGCGCAACAUGCGAAAGCGACUUGUGGAGUGCAAACGUUCUAGAGUCUUCAAAUACGUGUACGAUAACUGGCUAAAAGACUAUAAGGAGAUGUUUGUCUUUGCGUGGACUGAUAAGAGGCGCAACUUUGGUAAUCGUACUACAAAAAGAGUUGAGAGCCAACAUGCCAACUUAAAGAGAUACGUCGAAGAUAGGAGCUCGCUGGACCGUAUAGUUGGUUGUGUCCGGGAUAUAGUUGAGACACAGUUCGGUGAAAUAAGGAAGACUUUUCGAGAAAGCAUCGAAAAAACAAUGAAACACCACAAACACCCGAUGUUUCAACACCUACUUGGAAAAGUAUCCCACAAAGCCCUUGACUUGUUGCAUGGAGAGGCAAUUAGGAGGCUAGAUGUCUUGGAGCGCUUUAAUUCAUCAUGUGGUUGCCAAAUGUGGCACAGCUGUGGGUUGCCCUGUGCUUGUAGGAUAGAAAAGUACAUGCGUGAAGAGCGUCCGAUUCAACUCGAAGACAUAGACGUCUUCUGGCGGAAACUUAACUUCCAAAGUUGUAAAUUGAUAGACGACUCACUUGACGUGGUCGAAGAGCUAGAUGUUGUUAGACAACAAUUACAGUCGCACCCCCCAGCUCAGCAAAAAAGCCUGCUUUCAAAGAUUAAAGCGGUGUUGACUCCAACGAAAUCUACCAAGAAACCACCGGUUGUCCAACAAAAUACUCGUGGCCGACCAACAACAAAGCACGUACAAGAAAGGUUGGACGAGGCCUCUCGUAUAGAUGAAGAAUUGAGGAGAAGCUCCUUCGGUGAUGCAAACACGUGCUUUGAAGGUUCACGACAAAGUAAGUACGAUAAACCUCGCCACAGCUCGUACGUUCCGUCUCAGGCCUCACAACAGUCGGUUAUAAGGUCCCAAAAACCCAAAGCGACCCUAAGCCGUUCAAAGAGUUCUAAGAAGAAAGAGACACGAGAUGAUCACGGUUUUCCUUUAAUCAUUGGGGACGAGUACGUGGGAAUCAUCGAACGGUUUAAGUCUGACAUUCCGCCAGUGUUCCAUCCGUACGUCUCGUGCAUACGAGAUGUGAUGCCGGACGGUCAUUGUGGGUUUGGUAUGUGGCUGUGGGCUUAG
This is a messenger RNA of Helianthus annuus (common sunflower), 1749 nucleotides long. RefSeq lists its product as uncharacterized. The transcript has 3 exons. Gene Ontology annotation, biological process: regulation of DNA-templated transcription. The coding region runs from base 100 to 1749 and encodes 549 amino acids. The record is from RefSeq and is a predicted model, not a curated record. Lineage: Eukaryota; Viridiplantae; Streptophyta; Magnoliopsida; Asterales; Asteraceae.